Messenger RNA from Enterobius vermicularis (human pinworm), 996 nucleotides. The record is from the annotation of a GenBank genome assembly. Lineage: Eukaryota; Metazoa; Nematoda; Chromadorea; Rhabditida; Oxyuridae.
AUGAAUACAGGAAUUUUGAGCGUAUUUGAACCAAUAUACGAUUCAACAUUCAAAUUUUCUGAAUUUUUAUCUCAGCGGCACAAUGGAACCGAUGUGGUGCUGAAGAAGUACGAAACAAAAGAAACACUUUUGAGUUUCAAUUUAGUACUCUUAUAUUUGAAGUCUCAAGAUCGGGUAUUCACGUUAUUUUGUGUUAUCAGUGCAAUUUUUGCUCUGAUAGUUCUUAUUUCCAUUGUCUUCUGUAUUGGACGGUUUAUAUUUGGUAAAUUUGGUGGUCAUCGAUAUCAGGCUCAUCCGACAAAGCCAUGCCGUUUUCGAAUUUUGCUGACACUGUUCUUAAUUUUUUGGUUUAUCGACUUUGGUUUCUCUGUACUUUUUACGUACGGUACAGCCGAUUUUUAUACCUAUAAACCAGUUACUAGUCAUUAUGUAUCAUUAAAGAAUAUUACUGGGAAAGAAAUUCACGGUGCUUUCGCAGCUAAUACAUCGUCGACACUGAAACCAACGUACAACGACAAUGCUGAAGGAACAGUUUUAAAUCGUAACUCUUCAGUGCAAUUGGAUAGCAACUCAACUGAGCAAGCGGAUGAUCUUUUUGAAAUUGUACAUGAAGAAUAUGGUCAAAAAAUUGGUGGUGGGACGGACAACAACGAAGGGGUGAAAACGCUAAGCUAUCGCUUAACUUACUAUAAUCUUCACGAAGAUGUUGUCUACCAAUUAGCACUAAUCAGUCUGGUCGUUGUUUUGCCGAUUCUUCUCGUCUACUUUGUUCUCUCAAUAUUUACCAUUAUUAUCGGAUCAUUGUGCUACUAUAGGAGCUACCAUCCCAUUGAUCGUUCAGCGUUGUCGAAUCGGAUGGGUCUUUGGACGAUUCGUAUGACAGUUUUUUUGAUCGCUGUCGCUUCUUUGAUGGUUUUCUUGUCUGAUGUUACAUUGGUUUACGCACAGUUACAUUCACAGCUUUGCCCAAUGGUUCAGCAGUAUGUAAGAUUUUGA